AAGACUGCAGCUACAAUUGGCUCGAUGAGGCACUGGGAGAGAUGUUGAGCUGGCUGCUUCCACCCAUGGCUCUGCACACACACAGGGGCGGGUUGUGCCGGGGAGAACGGGAGGCUGGGCUCCGAGGCGGCGGAGGCGGUGGAGGAGGAGAAAGCGGUGGCGGUGGCUGUGGCGGCGGUGCUGCUGCUCCCGCAGCCUGCCUGCCUCCUUCGGUGACCGAGCCGCUGCUGCUUCUGGGUUGCUGCCUGCGGCCGGACGACCCGGCCGAGCGGGGGCUGCUGCUGGCGCCGGCGGGCGAGAUGAUGGCGGAGUGCGCCGGCGGCCAGAGGCUGAAGCCGCUCUCGCUGCUGGAGGCGGCCCGCUGCCGCUACGAGAGCCUGCAGAUCUCCGACGACGUCUUCGGCGAGUCGGGCCAGGACAGCAGCGACGGCAACCCUUUCUACAGCACCACGGCCGAGUCGCGCUCCGCCUCCGACGAGGACGCCGACGGGGAGCGCGAAGCCCCGGACGGAGGACGCAGCCAGCGGGGAAGGACGGCGGGGAAACGCGGAGCCAAACCAGCGGCCGAGCAGCAGCAGCAGCAAGUGCCCGGCGGCUCGGAGGCGGCUUGCCCGGCUUCCCUGGAGCAGCAGCAAGAGAAAGAGAAGGUGGAAGAGGAGGAGGUGGAGGACGAGAAGAGGGGCUGGAGUCAGAGCCUGAGAAACACCGCGACCCCUUCCUUCAAGGAUAGCUGCGGCCCCACUCGCAAAAUGCCACCAACUGCCAGUGCCAUGGACUUCUUCCAACUCUUUGUCCCUGACAACUUGCUGAAGAACGUGGUCAUGCAAACCAAUAUGUAUGCCAAGAAGUACCAGGAGCGGUUUGGGAGCGAUGAUACCUGGGUGGAUGUCACCCUGACAGAAAUCAAGGCUUUUCUUGCGUACAUGAUAUCCACCAGCACUCACCAUUGCGAGUCCGUACUCAGCAUCUGGAGUAGUGGUUUCUAUAGCAACAAGAGCAUAGCACUGAUCAUGACUCAGCCGAGAUUUGAGAAGAUCCUCAAGUACUUCCAUAUUGUGGCCUUCCGUUCCAGUCAGACUACGCACGGCCUCUACAAAAUCCAGCCCUUUCUGGACUCCCUGCAACACAGCUUUGACUCUGCCUUUAAGCCUUCCCAAACCCAGGUACUCCAUGAACCUCUGAUUGACGAAGAUCCGGUUUUCAUUGCCACCUGCACAGAACGAGAGUUACGCAAGAGGAAAAAGCGGAAAUUCAGUCUCUGGGUACGGCAGUGCUCAUCAACUGGUUUUAUCUGCCAGAUCUAUGUCCACCUGAAAGAAGGAAGUGGCACGGAAGGCCUGGAUGCUUUGAAGAACAAAACCCAGCUCCACAGCAUGGUGGCCAAGAGCCUUUGUCAGAACGCGGCAGGGAAGAACUACAUCAUUUUCACUGGGCCCAGCAUCACCAGCUUGAAUCUCUUUGAAGAGUUUGAGAAACAAGAGAUUUAUUGUUGUGGGUUGUUAAGUGCAAGAAAAAGUGACUGCACAGGCCUGCCUCCAUCUAUGCUAAAUAACCCAGAUGCUCCUCAGUCUCGAGGACAAUAUAGGAUAAAGAUGAAAGGAAACAUGUCCUUGAUCUGCUGGUACAAUAAAGGCUACUUUCGGUUUUUGACCAACGCUUAUUCUCCAAUUCAACAAGGUGUCAUAAUUAAGAGGAAAAGUGGAGAGAUCCCUUGCCCAUUGGCAGUAGAAGCCUUCGCUGCUCAUCUUAGUUAUAUCUGCAAAUAUGAUGACAAAUACAGCAAGUAUUUCAUCUCUCAUAAACCAAACAAGACCUGGCAGCAAGUGUUCUGGUUUGCCAUCAGCAUUGCCAUAAACAACGCCUACAUCCUAUACAAAAUGUCCGACGCCUACCACGUGAAAAAGUACAGCCGGGUGCAGUUCGGCGAGAGACUUGUCAAAGAGCUACUGGGAUUGGAGGAUAUUUCACCUUGCCAUUGAUGCACUAUUCCCCGUGGCUUAGGCCAGGAGCGGGGAAGAGGAGAAGGAGGAGGAAGAUGACAACUCUGGAACGCCAAAGUGAGGACCUUGCAAUCACAGCAGCCAUGCUGUUCCCCCAUGUGACAAAGUGACCAGGGAAGCUACGAACGUGGUGGUGGGGGCUUUGAUGAAGUCUCCACCAGUAUCCCUAAGGCCCUAAAGAGGGCAUGUGUCAUGGGCACUUAACGCAUCAGAAGCAAAUUUAAGUUAGCAGCUGUUUCUUAAUACUAUUUGUUAAACAGGGUGUGAAUUGUCACAUGAGGCCCCUUUCCCUGUCCUCUCCCAAACUGAAGUGGCUCAGUUGUUCAGACGGGGCAUUACUGUAAAGCAUAUUCAGUUGUU
Lacerta agilis (Sand lizard) is the source of this 2360-nucleotide messenger RNA. It is a transcript of the gene PGBD5, whose product is annotated as piggyBac transposable element derived 5. The record is from RefSeq and is a predicted model, not a curated record. Gene Ontology annotation, biological process: non-replicative DNA transposition. Gene Ontology annotation, cellular component: nucleus. The transcript is spliced from 7 exons. Gene Ontology annotation, molecular function: transposase activity. NCBI's taxonomy places the organism in Eukaryota, Metazoa, Chordata, Lepidosauria, Squamata, Lacertidae. The coding region runs from base 42 to 1979 and encodes 645 amino acids.